Molecule: messenger RNA, 972 nt
Organism: Schizosaccharomyces octosporus yFS286
Lineage: Eukaryota; Fungi; Ascomycota; Schizosaccharomycetes; Schizosaccharomycetales; Schizosaccharomycetaceae
Product: anaphase-promoting complex subunit Apc15
Exons: 2
Coding region: 191-562 (123 amino acids)
Biological process (GO): anaphase-promoting complex-dependent catabolic process
Cellular component (GO): anaphase-promoting complex
Source: RefSeq, a predicted model, not a curated record
CUUUUAUUAGUUCUUGUCUCCGUAAAUACAAAAAUGAAAUGAUAUAUGAAAUAUUGCAUAUUGUUUUUAUUUAUUUACUUUUCGUUUGUUUAUAUCCUCACGACUAUUAUAGUGUUGCCCAAGCAACAAAUUCAUAUCCUAGGCAUUGCAUUUCGUGAACACAAGUACGCUAGCAGCCAUCAAGUAAACAAUGUCGUUUAUGUCUUUUAUGGCAUCUACGGCUCAUGAAUUGUGGUAUAGCCCAUUUCAAAUGUCUAUGAAGGAACUAGAGAAGGAUGAAUUGAACCUUGAGAACCAGGAACUUUCCAUUAAGCAACAUGGAUUUCAAUGGAUACGACCCAUUGGAAUAAAUAAGACUAUGCAGGAACAAGCAGAACUCGGAGAGCGAGAGGCCGAGGCAGGCAAUGUGGACACAGAAAUUGACGAGGAAGAGCUGAGGAGCGAUGACUUUCCUCAGCCAAAUGAGCAGGAAACGCAAGACGUGGAUUUGGAUGCAGACGUUACAAAUGCAGAUGCCUCUGAAUUCUACGACGAAAUGAGUGACUUCGAUUUCCAAGGAUAGGAACCUUCUAGCUGUAUUUUUUGUAUUUCAGUAACGCCCUAAAAAUCAUGAUGGUGAUUUGAGAGAUGGGUAUGAACGAAUCCCUUGACGAUCGCUUCUUCGAUACUUGUCAAUGGGUCCUUUUAUGUACUGCAUGCUAUCCAAUUAAUGCCUGAAAAGCAGAAUCGGCUUUUGAAAGAAUUCUUCUAAAAAUGAACAUGUUUUUCACCAAUUUUAUUAUUGUUACCACCACUAUUUCCUGUUUUUAUUUUUAUUUUUGCGAAUGUUGAAUGUUUUGGAUUUACCGAAGACUAGUGCAAUUUACCGCAAAACAAUCUUUCCUGAUACACGAUGUUUUGGGCAUACAUCAUUUGGAUUUUUCUUUGCAUUACAAUUUUUCAACGUUGAGGGGCUUUUCUCUAGACAUACUU